Messenger RNA from Solanum dulcamara, 467 nucleotides. RefSeq names its product ninja-family protein AFP3-like. The transcript is spliced from 2 exons. Gene Ontology annotation, biological process: negative regulation of DNA-templated transcription; signal transduction. The coding region runs from base 57 to 467 and encodes 136 amino acids. Gene Ontology annotation, cellular component: nucleus. The record is from RefSeq and is a predicted model, not a curated record. Lineage: Eukaryota; Viridiplantae; Streptophyta; Magnoliopsida; Solanales; Solanaceae.
AUAGUUUCCCCGAGCAUUCUCUUUAAUUAGUUAGAAAUUCAACAGGUUUUGCUAACAUGGAGAAAGAUGAAGGAAACAAAGCACAUUCAAGUAAUGUAGAGCUAAAUUUGGGGCUUUCAUUGAACGGUAACGGAAAUUCUUCUUCUUCUUCGCCGUCGUCUCCAGGUGGAUCAGAAGAAAGUGUUGCUUCAAAUGUCAUUCAGUCUGAAACUCAACAACCACAUAUUCAAGGGAGAAUUGAUAGAGAGAAGCUCAGAGACUUCCUGCUAAGCAAGCCUUGUGUUUCCACAAAAGGUGACGGACCACAUGGAAAGGAGAUCAAAGGACGCUUAAACUUGUUUAAGAAGUAUGAAGAUCUGAGGAUUGUUUGUGAUUGUCAUGGUGUUUUACUAACCCCAGCUGAAUUUGUCAAACAUGCUGGAGGAAGUGACGAUGAGAACACUUUAAAGAAAAUACUUAUUGACUAA